Molecule: messenger RNA, 1170 nt
Organism: Pedinophyceae sp. YPF-701
Lineage: Eukaryota; Viridiplantae; Chlorophyta; Pedinophyceae
Source: the annotation of a GenBank genome assembly
AUGAGCGAACCGUCGAGCCCGCAGGCGGGCGGCGAGGUUGCCCUGCCGGAGGGGUCGGGUGUGGCGCAGCUGAGAGCACACAUCCUCGAGCUCGCCAAAGCGCGCUGCUCGUGCAAGGAGGAGGAGGAGGCUGUGAAGACCAGGAAGCAGCUGCUGCAGAAGGUGGUGGCGACCGUCACGUCGCGCGACGCGAGCGAGGAUCAGAAGCGCGAGGCUCUGCAGGGCGCCUUGGUCGCGACGUGCACAGCGGCCCGCAGCGCGGAGCGGGAGUGCAAGUCCCUGACGAAGCAGGCCGGCGGUGCCGCGAGGGAGCGCGCGCGGCUGGUGGAGGAGCUGAUGAAGCGCAGCCAGCAGGUGGACCGUCUGGAGGGGCUGUGCAAGGAGCUGCAGCGGCGCAACAAGGAGGUGGCGGAGGCGGCGCGGGCGACGCAGGAGCUGGAGGCGCGGCGGCGUGAGGAGCUGGAGGAGCGGCUGCGCGCGGGCAUCGACGGCAUUUCGCGGCAGGUGGAGGGCAUGAGCGAGGAGCGGCGCAAGGCGCUGGAGCAGGUGGGGCGGGCGGAGGCGGACCGCGAGGAGAUGCGCGGGCACCUGGCGAAGCUGCUGGAGCAGAUGGAGCGGACGCAGGAGGUGGCGAAGAAGCAGGAGGCGGCGCACGGGAAGGAGCGCGAGCUGCUGCAGCUGAAGCUGGAGCACGCGACGGAGGUGGCGCGGCAGCAGGAGCAGCGGUCGGAGCAGCUCGAGGCGCGCAUGGGCGAGAGCCUCGCGGGGUUCGAGAAGAUGAAGGCGCUGGUGAACGGGCGGCUGGCGGACCUGGAGCAGACCAACAAGCACUACGAGGAGGUGCUGGGCGACGUCAAGGGGCGGCUGGACGACGCGACGAAGAAGCUGCGCGCGAAGGAGGAGGCCGAGCUCGCGAUGCUGCGCCGCGAGAAGGAGCUCAUGGAGACCAGCGCCAAGCACAGCCAGAUGCUGGUGCAGGCCCUGUCGCGCAACGAGGAGCAGCUGCAGGAGAUGAAGCGCGUGAUCGCGCAGCGGGACCGCCUCGAGGCCCUCUGCAGGGCGCUCCGCGGGCAGACGCCCGGCGGCGAGGCGGGCGCAGCCAAGGAGGGCGACGCACCCGCCGCCGCUGGGGAGGGCUCGCACCUCGCCGAGGCGGUGCCCGCGCAGUAG